Folsomia candida is the source of this 849-nucleotide messenger RNA. Its product is annotated as octopamine receptor. Gene Ontology annotation, molecular function: neurotransmitter receptor activity; G protein-coupled serotonin receptor activity. Lineage: Eukaryota; Metazoa; Arthropoda; Collembola; Entomobryomorpha; Isotomidae. Gene Ontology annotation, cellular component: membrane; dendrite. Bases 1 to 849 code for a protein of 282 amino acids. Gene Ontology annotation, biological process: G protein-coupled receptor signaling pathway, coupled to cyclic nucleotide second messenger; chemical synaptic transmission. The transcript has 2 exons. The record is from RefSeq and is a predicted model, not a curated record.
AUGUUGGUCAUGUUGGCCUGGAUAUUUCACCCGCCCGUCCGCAAACCUCAAAACCUUUACCUGCUCUCCAUGGCAGUGGCUGACUUUGCGAUUGGGGUUAUCCUUGCCCCCACCCUUAUGCAGGAACUGAGGUCGGAUGACUGGCCCUUUUCGACGGGAUGGUGCCAGGCAUAUCUCUUCAUUAUUGGGACCCUCACCUCAGUCUCGUUCAUCCACGUGGCGGCAAUUGCUCUGGACAGGUACCACAUCGUAUUUGACACCACCACAUACAUGCAGCGCCACACGUUUUCCUACUUUUUGCAGAGGAUUGCCUUCAUAUGGAUCCUGUCCAUGUGGAUCGGUCUCCCUGAUGUUGUCGAGAUGCCAGAAACGGAGAAUUUUUUAAGCUUAACGGGCCAAUGCGUGACCCCAUUGAAAAAUGGGUACCGGAUUUUUCUCGCCCUGGGAAAUUAUUUAUUGCCGACGAUCAUUAUUUUGAAAACAUAUCGGGACAUUUACCAGAAACUGAAGGAUGUGGACAUUCAGUUCAACAGUGAUAAAAAGCAGGAGGCCUCCAUGAUUAAGGAAAAUGACGACGAGGUGAUUCCUCUCAAACGACAGAGGCGGGCUCUGCACAUGUUGGCAAUUAUAAUUUUGGCGGCGUGUGUUAGUUGGCUGCCAUUCACGGUCGUCUAUGCCGUCCUUGGCUACACGGACUGGUCUGGGAAACUCCUCACAAUGCGGACCUGCCUGGCCAUUGGAUUUUCAAAUUCUGCCAUGAAUCCGGUCAUUUAUGCACGUUGUAAUCCCGAUUUUAGAACGGGUUUUAAGAAGGUUAUUACUUUAGGGGGAAGGAUAAGAUGUCUGUAG